UGGAAUUAACUACACAGCAGCUACCAGACGAACGUUCUCUCCUCUUUUUUUCUACAGGUGCAGGCUGCCAGUGCUGUGACUGCUGCAGGGUGUUGGUCAGUGGAGCUGCAGACGACUGGUCAGUGGGUGUCUGUCUGGCCUGUCUGUCUGUCUGUCUGUUUGGGUGAGCAGGACAGGAGGAGCCAUGGCUAACAGGGGACCCAGCUACGGCCUGAGCAAGGAGGUGCAGGAAAAGAUAGAGUUGAAGUAUGAUCUGGACCUGGAGGCCCGGCUGGUGGACUGGAUCGUAGCUCAGUGUGGGGGGAACCUGGAGAGACCACAGCCAAGCAGACAGAACUUCCAGACCUGGCUGAUGGAUGGAACAAUUCUCUGUAGGCUCAUCAAUAGCCUGUACCCGCGUGGUAAUGAGCCCAUCAAGAAGAUUCUGGAGACCCAGAUGGCCUUUAAGCAGAUGGAGAAGAUCUCCCAGUUUCUGCAGGCUGCCGAGGCCUACGGAGUACUCACCACAGACAUCUUCCAGACAGUGGACCUGUGGGAAGGGCAGGACAUGGCUGCGGUACAGAGAACCUUGAUGGCCCUAGGAAGUGUUGCCCUCACCAAGGACGAUGGACAUUACCGUGGCGACAGAGACUGGUUCCACAGGAAAGCCCAGGGUUACCGGCGGGAGUUCUCUGAGGACCAGCUUCGUCAGGGCCAGAGUCUGAUUGGUCUACAGAUGGGCAGCAACCGUGGGGCCUCGCAGUCCGGCAUGACGGGCUACGGAUCGCACCGCCAGAUCAUGUAGAGACACCAGCCAGCUGCCCAGCCAGCUGCCAGCCACUCCCUUAGCCUGGCGGUGUACUCCAGUUACUGGACCUCCAGAAGAGAGCUCCACCACACUCCCUGAACCUCAUGAAAUGACCCACCCCUUUUUCCCCUUCCCCAGCAACACCAGCCAUACAUACAUACAUACAUACACACCUAUUGUUCGUCCCCAACACCCGAACAGGGUGCUCAAUAUACCCCAACCACACCAUGAUUCCUACAGACAUCAGUAGUUUCUGCUUACCCCACACCCACUCUCCAGUCCUCCUUGGUCCUGCUCUCUCCAUCCAUAUGGUCCUGCUCUCUCCAUCCAUAUGGUCCUGCUCUCUCCAUCCAUAUGGUCCUGCUCUCUCCAUCCAUAUGGUCCUGCUCUCUCCAUCCAUAUGGU
Messenger RNA from Oncorhynchus masou masou (cherry salmon), 1192 nucleotides. Its product is annotated as transgelin-3-like. Gene Ontology annotation, biological process: actin filament organization. The coding region runs from base 185 to 784 and encodes 199 amino acids. NCBI's taxonomy places the organism in Eukaryota, Metazoa, Chordata, Actinopteri, Salmoniformes, Salmonidae. Gene Ontology annotation, cellular component: actin cytoskeleton. Gene Ontology annotation, molecular function: actin filament binding. The transcript is spliced from 5 exons. The record is from RefSeq and is a predicted model, not a curated record.